UAACUCGAUAUAAUAAAUAACCGAUAUUUAAUUUUUCUUCUCAAUUGACAGCUUAACUAUAGAAAAACAACGAAGCCAACAUAUUCUUGGUGCACUUAGACUAGCUGCUUGUAAUUUGUUGGUUAAUUUGACUUCAUUACCAAGUGGUCGACAAUCUUUAUUAGACAUGUAUGGACCUGGUCCUAUUCUGACAAGUUUAGCAAGUUGCUUAUCCACCUCAAUGUCCAAUUCCUAUCAAGUGACUUCUCCAAACUUAACACCAACAAACACUUCAAGUUUAGCUGAUGCAGCACGUGGAUUAGUUGGCCGUUUAUCAGCAUCAUCUGGAUUAGCUAGUACAACAAAUAGUAAUAAUAUAGACACCGCUAAAUCCAAUUUAAUUUCAUCGACAAUAGCUUCAGUUUGUGCUACAAAAGCUGCACAAAUAUUGGAGUAUUUAACAGAAAGUUCAAGAUUCCUUAUACUUGCUCGAUCUUCUAGUGAAGGUUUACAAGGUCUUUUGUCAAUCAUUGAGUCUGCUUUAACUUCUUCAUCUCCAACUACUAAUACCAAUCAACCAUCACCGACAACAUGUCAGUGUCUAGCUACUUUGUUAGACAGUUUAGGCAAUGCUUGCCAAGAUCGUACUUUUCAAAAAACUAUUCUACAAAGUCGUAAAUCUUUAUUAUUCGGAUUAUCUAAUUGUCUUUCAUAUCAUGUCCCACUGCUGAGUGAUGCUAGUCAUGCUUGCUUAAUCGCUUCAAUCUGUCGAUUAUUACAUAAUAUUUAUGUUGGACAAUUGGAUCAGUCAAUGGUGACUAAUAACAAUUGCUUCAGUUUGUUAGAUACUCCAAAUAAUGAUUGUUCAACAUCUUGUUUAACAUCAAGCAAAUUAGUUAAUUCUUUACUGAAUGGUAUUGGUGCUAUUUUAGAUCAAAUUGGUCAUGGACCAGAAUUGAGAGCUGUAGUUGUUGCUUUAGCCGGAAGAUUAUUACCUCUGUGUCAUGAUACUAAUCAACUUACAUCUUGGUUUGGAGAGCAUACAACUGAGUCAAUUAACGAAUUAACACCACGAACUCGUCUACUUCUUGCAAUUUUAGAUAGCUGUUCAUUAGAUUCGUGUUCUAAACGUAAUCCUGUCAAUCCAUCAUCCGUAAAUGGCGAACAACAACAAUCAAAUGGAAAUAUUUCACAGUCGAAAAAUGAAACAAACAAUAUGACAUCUCAUUUAAUUACUGGAUGUAUUCGUUGUUUAGCUUUAGGUACUAAUCAUUCAGUUAGUUUACGUUAUGCAAUUGGUGAUGAUAGACGACGUGUUCGACGUUUAGCACGUUUUAUUCGUGCACGAUUAUCGGAAUGCACAAUUCAAUCACCAGUUAUUUGUAAAUUGAAUGCUUCAUCAAAUCAACUACCACCUAGAGAUGAACCAUUGGCAGGAAAUGUUUGUUUAGUUUUACAACAUUGUGCUUCAGAUACACCAUUAGCUGAACAUCUUCAAGGUACUUCAGUAAUAUAUGAUUUAUUAUCACUGAUACAAGAAAGUCAACGAUUAGAUACUAAAAGGAAUGCAGCAAUACUUAUUGGUAAAUUAGCUCAAUCAAGUCAAGUACAUCGAGAUGAACUUUCACGUUUAGAUGGUUAUAGUGUAUUGACACCAUUUAAUUCAUGGACUGCAGCAUUGGAACGUUGUUAAACAUACAUAAAUAUGGAUAUUAUUUUAGGUGUCUUUCAUUAAAGUUGAUAUUAUUUCCAGUGAUACAUUUACUCUUGACCAACAUUAAUUAUUAAACAAGUGUUCAUAUUAGAAAAUUCCUGGAACUUGUUUAACUUACAUUGUUUGUUUUUCUCUUCAUUAUUCUAUUUUAGAAACAGAAACUUUUUUUGUCUAUCUAAUUGUGUAUAGUGUGUGUGUGUGUGUGAUGUUAAUGUUUAAUAUGAGGAUUCGUCAUCAGAAAUGUGUGAUAAUAAUGUGCAUGAAAUAGUGGGAAUUAUGUCACAAAUAUUACAGACAAUUGUUUUAAUAUAUAUACUAGUGAAAUUUCCCGGCAAUAGGAACCCGUGCUCUUUCUAAAUAACAGAAGAGUUGAAUUUUAUAAGUGUCAUUAUUAUUAUUAUUAACUUGAAAACAUUUCCCGGAAAUUAUUCAACAUUCUGAAAGACUUUGUUUUUGUUUUCAGGAUUUCUUUUUAUACAAAAGUUCACAUUAGUUUUAAUUUUCAUCAAAUCGUAUAUACAUGAUAUUAUUUUUACAUUGAAAACCUAAUUUUUC
This is a messenger RNA of Schistosoma mattheei, 2248 nucleotides long. NCBI's taxonomy places the organism in Eukaryota, Metazoa, Platyhelminthes, Trematoda, Strigeidida, Schistosomatidae. The record is from the annotation of a GenBank genome assembly.